This is a messenger RNA of Dreissena polymorpha, 7463 nucleotides long. Its product is annotated as muscle-specific protein 300 kDa-like. The transcript has 18 exons. Gene Ontology annotation, molecular function: actin filament binding. Gene Ontology annotation, cellular component: nuclear outer membrane; meiotic nuclear membrane microtubule tethering complex; cytoplasm. Lineage: Eukaryota; Metazoa; Mollusca; Bivalvia; Myida; Dreissenidae. The coding region runs from base 447 to 3920 and encodes 1157 amino acids. Gene Ontology annotation, biological process: nuclear migration. The record is from RefSeq and is a predicted model, not a curated record.
UGAUACGUAAGGGGUUUACUCUGAUUGAUCGUUUAAUAUCGGAUCGUCCAAUACGAAAGUUAUUGGACGCACGCGUCCUACAAGAUAUAAUAUUAGACGGUCACGUUUAAUAAUAUUUUGUAUCGACAAUAUAUGUGUGUUUGAAGCAAAUAUGGCAAAUAAAAAAUAAAUACAACGUAAUGUAUUCUUUGAGUGUGUUAAUUUGUGGCUAGCGCUUGGUGCUUCUUCGCGAGUUUUUAUUAUUUUUUUCUAUCCAGAAAAUCCCUUGUAGCAUGUAUACAUAUGUUUAUAUUAAUUCAUCUAAAUUUUUAACGUUGUGCGUUCAUGUGUGAAGGUGCCAAAUUUACUGUAGUUCUAUUGAGAAGAAUAUUAUAAUUGCGUGAACCCCGUUAUGGUUACUUUGUUAUGUUUCAUAUUAUGACUAUGAGUAAUUUUAUCAUUUAUUUAUGCAGGACAAGAUGUCUAAUCUAGAUUCAUUGAAGGUCCAUAUAGAGGAAGAAAUAAUGCUCCAGGAAAAACGAAAUUCACAGACAUUCAUCAGCCAGGGUAUUCAUGAGAUUAAAGUUAAACUUCGGGAUGCACGUUCCCUUUUCAACACCUUGCAUGCAAAAUUUAAAAAAGCAGUGGAAGACUGGCAGGCAUACGAAGAAAGGAUGACCCAGAUUACCCAGUCCGUGGACGAGGCGGAGGACGAGCUUGUUAAGACCCAGCCUACACGCCAGUUUACAAAGAUAGAACUUUUAGCAAACAUGGAGCAGUUACAACGAACCAUGAACACACUACAAGUCAACCUAUCUGAUAUGCAAACACUGAACAAUAUCGUGUGUACCGGUGCAAGCGCAGCAAGCGUUGUGUGUUUGAAUAAGAAGUUGGCAGAUGUCAAGUAUCUGAUCGAAAACGUUUCGUUCAGAUUAAGUUAUAGGGUAUCCGAACUUGUGGCUGGCAAUAAAUGGCGAAAGUACAACAGGGCGUUACAGAAAUAUGAGAUCGAGUCUAAUUGGCUUUGCACAAUGAAGGAAGAACUCAGGCAAUGUGACAAUGUGACGGGCACUGAUGACGAGAUUCAUCAUCGACUUGAGAUCUGCAUGGAAAUAACUAAAGAGGCGAAUAAGCACAGGGAUAGUUUUGCUACUCUCGUAGAUAGAGUCAGCCACAUGCAGGAUAAGUUACCGGCUGUCAAUGUCACUCGGAUGAAUUCAGAUGCUUUGCGAAUCAAAAAGAAGUUUUCGGAGUAUUUAGCGCGAAGCAAAGAGAUUGCUGAAAUUCUACUAGCCACACUUCAACAACAUUUAAUGGACACACAGAAGCAACAUCAAAGAUGGCUGGAUGCCGCACGUGCAAAAGCGGACCAGUGCCAAGUGAUCACAGGUGACCGAUACCAUCUUGAGGCGAAACUUGAAACCAUUAAGGAGCUGAUCAACAGUGCGGGUGAGGGUGAACAGAUGAAGAACCUUGCUACAGCGAAGAUUGAGGCCCUGAAAGAUGUGCUGCCCAAGGGGAGGCAAGCAGAACUCGAGGAACAGAAGAGGCAGGCCGAGACUGAGUGGCAGAUCCUGUGGAACGCCAUGCAGGAGACUCGGGUUAAACUGGAAUUCUCCAUCGAACAAUGCCAAGCAAACGAAAAGGAGUAUAAUGUGAUGCUGCAAUGGCUUAAAGACACAGAGGCCCUUAAACGGAACGAGGGAGUACCUCAGCCGGACUUGCAAAGCAAAAGUCACCAGUUUGAACUGUUAAAGACAUUGGCUGAAGAUGUUGUUGCCCAUAAGUCAGAAUUCGAGGCCAUGAGAGAAUCUUCGAAGAAUAUCGGACCGUCAACGGGUGAGAGACGCUUUGCAUUAUUCACCGACCAGCUUGUAAAACGAUACGGGGCACUGGUAACGUCGGUGGAGAUACUGGUAGAGAACUGUAAACAGAACGUCUCUGAUCACGAGGGCUAUCUACAGCGGUACAUGGAGUGCCUUGAGUGGAUUAAGGGCCAACAACAAGGCCUCGAUGACUGUGUGGACACGCCACAUAACAAGGAAAUGCUUCAUGCAAAAUUAGCUUUUUUAAGCAAUCUAACUUCAUCUAAUGGUUCUGGCCUCAGAUGCUUAAAUACCGCUAUCGAGAGUGGAGAACGACUUUACAUCAACACGUCAAACGAAGGACGAGAUAUAAUUCGAAAUGAACUUAAAUUGCUCAGAGACAAAUGGGAAACUUUCAAUGAAAAACUAAACGAGAUAAAACGAAAACUACAGCUCUCGGGAAUGCAGUGGUCAUCAUUCGACGAGAAUGUUGAGCAAGUAGAAAAAUGUUUCACUGACUUUGCCGAACAGUAUAAGAACGAAGAUGACGAGCCGAUGAAUACUCUACACGAAAAGAAGUCUGCUCUUCAAAAGAACACGACUCGAUACAAGAACAUUGUCUUAUACAAAACAAUGUUGGACAGCCUCAGUGACACAGGCAGUGCCCUAGCCACAGUGAAGGCAAAGGACAAACUGAAAGAGCUGCAUGUCAAGUACGGUGCCCUGUGCGAGAUUGCACUGUCCAAGGUGAAGAAAGCCGAGGAAGAUGUCAAUCAGCAUCAGGAGUUGCAAGACCUUCAUCAGCAAUGCCGAUAUUGGGUGUAUAGUACAAAAGACAAUAUUGCAUCGUGCGCGGAUUCCAGUGGUGAUAGGCAUGUUUUGCAAAACAAACUUGAUAAAGUACUGGACCUUUUGAAGUCGAUGCGAGAUGGAGAUGCGAUUGCAAGUGAUUUCUAUGUCUUGGCAGGGAACACAAUCCCUAACACCGGUUUAGAAGGUCAGAAAGUCAUCCAAAAGGACAUGGAGGAUAUAAAAGAAACAUUCGUGACUUUGGCUUCACGUCUGGAGAGCAUCAAAGAAAAUCUGGUGCACGCUUUACACCUUGUCACGACUUAUGAUGGUUUAUGUGAUCAACUUAACACAUGGCUGCGAGAACAUGAAACGGCCAACAAAGAAAUUAACGAUCUGAAGCGAUCUCAAGGAGAUAAAGAGAAUCAGUCAGAGAAACUGAAUAAGAUUGAGAAAGAAGUGAAUGCUCAACAGCGGCAUUUUGACGAGCUACAGGAUAUGGUUUCCCACAUGGAGGGUGUUGACAGUCGCCUUGUGAAUUACAGCUCACAGCUGAACUUCCGAUAUGAGACGCUGAGAACGAACCUGCAGAGUGCGGUCAUCCGAUGGCAAAACUACGUGCAUGAGCACCAAGCCUACUCUACAAACUACACAAAGUGUACCGAACGGCUGGACACGAUACAGCACCGACUAGAAGCGUGUGCUGAAAUGACUGAUGACCGCGUUGACAUCGAAGAUGGUUUGAGAAAACUUUUAAUGUUGGACGCUGAAAAAGAGGACUGCGUUAAACUAAUUCAGCAUACUGUCGAGUCAGGAGAGAAGUUGCAUACCAGCACGUCUGCUGAGGGAAAGGAGAUUAUCCGACAGGAACUAAGGAUGCUCCGAGAUCUUUCGGAACAGGUCGAUGAUCAACUGAUCUACACGCAGAAGAAACUUAAGAUGUGCCUCGUCCAUUUGCCAACUUCAAGCGAAAUCAUUGAGAAGCCGCUUCAUGCGACAGACGAGCUCCUAAAUGAUGAAAAUAAUACGUCAGUGGUUCAUAUGAUCGAUGAAAUCAUUUAUCAGAGGGAACUCAUUGAUGAUUCAGAACUGCAAACACACAUAGGUGGCAGUCCACCUCCGACUCCAUCGAGUGAAGAAGAAGUAUUUGAUGCGAUCAAUAGAGAUUCCGUCUCUGCGGUUGGUAAAGACACUUGCAUUCAUGCAGCUUUAUUUCCUGCCCCAAGUGCUUCAAAUAUGGCGUCAUGCACAACGUGUCCCUGCAGUGAUGAGGAGUUGAUUAGGCUACAGAAAGAAAACCUUAUUCUGCAGAAUAGGCUGCUCAAGAAAAAACUGAACGAGAACUGAUGGCCAAAAAUAGCACAUAUUAUUUCAUGCUUUAGUGUGUAUUUAUCAGUUAUUUACUUGCACGUAUAUAUCAAAUCCACAAAUAUUCGAUCAUUUAAUGUACAUGUAUUGCUUUUGUUUAAUGUAUCAAUUUCAUAUAAUGGUUACCAGUAAAUGAGUUUUUGAUUCAUUUAUACCAUCAUCCUUAACCUUCAUAGUCUUGCAAAUAGUGUGUAAAAUUACGCCCGCGAAAAAUCGUGAAUGAGAACUGAAAAACACAUAAAUUCCUUUUUUGACGUCAAGCAUGGGGUUUCUUAUCAAUACCGAUGAGUACAUUAGACGGUUAUUUAGCGACAUAAUUCUUUUGCUAUUAAUUUUUAAUUAUUAUGUCUUGCUCACUUUGUUAACAUUUAAUAUCUUUUCGUGUACUUUAAUAUUAUUAAAGCGAUACUAUUGGUGUUAUUUUGCUUUAUGUCGCGAUAACUAAGGGACUGUGUCUAUGUCGUUCGUCAUUCGUAAUUCGUCAAUACGAGGUACUCGUUUGAAAACCCAUAUACUUCCGAUUGCAAACUGAAACUAAUGUUAGUAAAAUUGUCCAUGUAGUUAUAUUUUAUGAUUAUGUUAUGCUUGAUAUAUUUAAUUAAAAUGCUUUAUACUCCCUACUCAUGUAACAAUAUGGUAUGGAUUUGUGUUUAAUAUAGUUAUUAAGUGUACUUGUCUUUAAAACAACAGCCACAUAGCACUAAAUUAAACAGUAGGAAAACGAAAUGUUGUUGAUCGUCUUUCAAGCGUAUGUCAUGAAAAAGUGCACCUUAUCUUGAAAGUUUAUAUACGCCCGUUAACAAUUUUAACUUUAUUCUAUACAACAGGUCGAAGUAAUCUUAUAUAUUCUGAUGGCAAAUCUGUCGAUGUUAUUAUGUUUUAAGCCUACUUAAAAGAAAAUUAUAUUAAUGUAUAUCUAUAACCGGUAAAGAACAAUAGACAAUAGCACUGUGCUAGCCAUGUAUCGUUUAUUUACAGCUGUGUAUGACUAUAAAUAAUAUUUAUAUAUCGUACCCAAAUCUUCGUAUCUUCCCAGGGCAUAUACAUGUAUAACAAAUUUAGAUCAUCAGUUUUACCGCUUAGAAUUUAAAUUGGUCGAUAUGCCUCUUAACAUAUUCCUUGAAACGAAUUGUAUUGUCAUUGUUGUAACGGUAUUAAAAUUUAAGAAAAUUUUUAAAAAAUCUAAAAACGAUAAAAUUGGAAGAUGUUAUGAAAAUAUAUAUAUGACAAGUAAACAAUGUUUACAAAUGUCACCAAUUAUUAUACAUGUAAAUAAUGAACUUACAAUGCUGGAAAAGUAUGUUAAACAAGCGUUAAAAAUAAGUAAUACUUUACAGAACGAACAGUACUAUCUUAUGUUGGAAGAGUUGUCUUUUACACUAAAAAAUCAGUUGAAAAGGUUUAUAUUUCGAUGUUAAUUUGUUGAAAUAUCAUAACAGUUGUUUUCAUGUUAUAAUAAUACUAUACAUGUAUAUGCAUUUUAUGGGUUUAAGUGUAUCUGUGUUUACAAAUAUGGUAUUAGUAAAUUGUAUGAUAAAAUGAUUAAACGUGGCACAGUGCAUGAUAUAUUAUAAUGUGUUUAGAUGAUGUGCUUUGUACAAAUCUUUAUAUAAAAGCUCUGAUCUUGUCAUAUAUAUUGCUGUAAGAAGAUCGUGCACCGGAAUCAAGCUGAUCAACCCCAUAGCGUCUGAUAGUUAACAAGCCAAACAUCACAGCAUCAUAUUAAUUAUACUAAAACCAACAAAUAAAAAAGUUUACAGUUUUAUUAUAUAUGCUAUUUCUGUUAUUCUGCCAAUGACCUAAAGGGAUUAUUUCGUCAAAUCGGCAUAAAGACCAAUAUGAAGGAUUGUUUUAUGAUUUCUUGAUUGAUAUUAACGUGGUAUGUACAGUAAUGUAUAAUUAGCAUAGCAACUCGCAAACCUCCAUUCGCAUUAGCACUUAGCCAACAAAUGCUUUAUAUUACUUUUCUUCAUACUUAUCGGACGAUUAGGAAGAUGGCCUAUUUUUUCAUAACUCCAUGCCUUUUGUUCUUGUGAACACUGCACUUUUCCUAAUGCUUAUGAUAUAUUUGUUCUUUCUAACAGUUUAUGUGUAUAUAAGCAGCCACUUCUGCGUGUGAUGUCUUAAUGUGAAUAUUUCCAUAAGUUUAAUGAUAUGUUUAUCACGUCAGCAUAUUCAGGUUCAUAGUAUACAUAAUGCGUGUAAUACGACAUUACUGCAACCAAUCUUUUUUGCCGGAUAAGAAUACCUAAUAUCUAUGAACCUUAUGCUUUUGUCAUACGUAUGAGCUUGUUUUUAUGAUCAUAAAUUGCUUUACUUAUCAUCUUAUUAGUUUGAAUCCAUACAUUAUUUGCAUUUUAUCAGUACUUACACUGAUACCAUAUACCAUGCAUGCAAAUAUUGCUACCGCGCUAGCAUGGCCCUUGUAUUUUUCUUGAUUUAAGAAAAAUCUGUGUUUGUGUGUUAUAUAUUAAGAUGAUUUUUUUCUUUUUCUGUAUGCAUUUAAUCAAAAAUGUAAAUUUUCUAUAUGGAUGAUAGUAUGAGCAUUGUAUUUUGAUACACCAUCUUUUUUUUCUUUUUUUAUUAUCAAUAUCACUAAAAAAACAAGCAUUAUACAUGUACAUACAUUGUUAACAUUUUUCCUUCAAGAAGAUAACCAUACAAUUUAUUGGUGUAUACGUACAAUAGAAUUUUUUUUUAAAUAUGUUUCUUUAAAAUAUACCUAAUCUGUAUGGAAAAUUAGUGAUAAUUGUGGUUAAACCAUGGGUUAUUAUUUAUGUUUUUUUGCAAUAUGAAAAAAAAAAAAAAGUAAAAGUAAGAAAAAAAUAUAAAAAAAGAAAUAGCUGGAAGCUCAAAACUGACCGUCAAGUAAUCUCUGAUAAAUUGUAUUAAAUUGUUCGAGAUUAUCGUUUUAUUAGGGCUAUUUCUUGUUCUAUAUCAAAGCGUAAUUUUAGGAAUGUUAGGAAAUGUUUGAAAUAAGAAGGUUGAUGCAUUCUUUUCAAUUUAAAUAUAUAAUAUUUCAUUAAAUCAAUAAUGGAAUUAAUAGUUUGCAUGUUUUUAUUAUAUUCCAUCUGUCAAAAACAAAUUAAUUCGUAGUUAAAAUAUAAUCAAAUGCAUACAUGUAGUCCGCUGAUCUGUUCCAUAAAUGUUAAGCUACCCGGCAUUUCCAAAACAAGUGUUCAGUAUCUUCAUCGUAUUCAUUGCAAAGAUCACAUAAGUUAGAGCUAGUCAGUUUGCACCGAAAGAGAUAUGUAUUCGUAGCAGUUAGACGCAUAAUAAAUUUAUAUUGGCAGCAUUUUAAAUUUGUAUCCGUACAAGUUUUGAACACUAGCGUGUAUAUCUUUGCCCAAUCUAACUCUAAUACACCAUCGUGUGCAUGUAACAAGAAUCCAGUGAAACUAUUGAAUUAAAACAAAACAAUAUUAAAUGAUAAUCACAUUCAUAUGAUUGUGUAACUUAGUUUUACUCUAUUCUUUGUUGAUGGGUUUUUGUACAUGCUUCAAAAUAUAAAUACCAUUGCUA